AUGUCGGGGUCCAAGGAAGCGACAAAUGCAUGUCCCGUUCCAAUCGUGACACUAGAUCCUCGGUUCAAAGCUGGACGCAAUAUGAUUCAAAAAGGACUGGCAGCUCAUGGUGCUGUCGAAAUCUUUGAAUCACUUGCGGAAGAAGUGGGAAACAAGUUUGGAGAAUCAUCCAUCGAAUCAUCCCCAGCUUAUUUUGAAUAUGGGAAUGCUUUGUUGAGAGCCAUGAAUCGCCGGAAAAUGGAAGCGGAAGAAUCUAACGAUGCUGGGCCAACGGAUGAUCCGAAAGAGGCAAUCGCAAAAGCGGCAGAAAAGCGACUCCUCGGACAGAAACAAGAAAGUGAAGAUAAAGUUUCGAAGCCUCCAGCGCGGAAGGCUGGCGAAACAGAUGCAGCCAGUAAAGAACCUUCCAACACAGCAGUCAUAGAUGAAACUGAAAAUGAGAACGACGAAAAUCUCGCACUCGAGAUGAUGGAAAAUGCGUACAGCAUAAUGGACGAAUAUAGCUCUAGUGAAAAGGGCGGGAAAUACCAAGAUUGGGUCAAGGAGGCACUACCAAGAGCUCUAUUGGGAAUUGGGGAUACAUUGUCAAUGUUGGAUCGACAUGCUGAUGCUGCCGAUGCGUAUUCGAGGGCCUUGGAAUGGUAUCAAGGAAAGCUAGAUUCCUUUGCAAAAGACACAAUGUCGAUCGAGUACCUGACAGCUCAUAGGAGAGUUUGCGAGGCAACAGUUCUCGUUGCCGAAGAGCUGCUCUUUUGUCCAUCAGGAGAAGACAUUGUGACAAGCGAAACCCAAAGCCUAAUUGUCAAGGCAGACGAACAAAUAGACUACAUCACGGGAUACUAUGAUCGGGCACGGGAUUCCUUGCAAGACACGCUCUUCUUCAUGGCGAAACUAGCUGCAUCGGGGACUGAUAUUACAGCUGAAAAGAAUGAAGUCUGCCACUUGUCAACCAUGAUCAUGGGUGUUGGAAUGAGUUUGGCAGAGGCACAAGAAGAUGAAGUAAAUGAUAGCGCAGAAGAACCUACAAAGAAAAAGGCAAAGCUGUAA
Messenger RNA from Cylindrotheca closterium, 1047 nucleotides. Lineage: Eukaryota; Bacillariophyta; Bacillariophyceae; Bacillariales; Bacillariaceae. The record is from the annotation of a GenBank genome assembly.